Pleurotus ostreatus (oyster mushroom) is the source of this 1347-nucleotide messenger RNA. RefSeq lists its product as uncharacterized. NCBI's taxonomy places the organism in Eukaryota, Fungi, Basidiomycota, Agaricomycetes, Agaricales, Pleurotaceae. The transcript has a single exon. The record is from RefSeq and is a predicted model, not a curated record. The coding region runs from base 1 to 1347 and encodes 448 amino acids. Gene Ontology annotation, molecular function: nucleic acid binding; protein binding.
AUGGAGGAAGGCGAGCUAGAGCCAUCUUCUGCUCAAGCAUAUGAUCCCGCCUACGAAUGGCCAGGGACCACGUCCGACUUCAAUGAGUAUGUCGGUCCUUCUGAUUCAUAUGCUGCCGCCUGGAGUUCCGAUGCACACAAUCCCACUCUGCUCGAAGCUACCGCCAGCUUGCCCGACCCUGGUUCAACUAGCGGAGGUCCCAAUCUCGUCUCGCGCUCUACGAAUGAUUCCUGUUUGCGUUUCGUCGUCAUUCAAUCUGGUAUACUCCCCGCAAAACACAAAGUUGCUAUGGCAGACGGAUAUCCCGAACUUCAGUUUGGGAGGGAUGCUGCUCCGACUGGAAGCUCCAUCCCGAGGGUGAGGCUCAAAGAGAUGGAAGUGUCUAAAGUACACGCCUCCGUCUACUGGGACGGAGCUAGGAAAGAGUGGGGUAUCGUCGAUAUGGGGUCAAAGCAUGGCACGUUCGUAAGGCACUCUCCGCAAGGCAACGACCACAACACGAUAGACCCGCACGACGUCGGCGCGAGGCUGUCCCCUCCAAGGAUGGCAAGUAUGCCUCGCAUGCUCAGACAUUUGGACCAACUGACGAUAGGCAGUACUACUUUCCUGGUCCAUCUCCAUAAAGCCCCAGCCUGCGACAUCUGUUCUCCCGGGAGCGGUGAAGAAAUCCCACUCUUUCCUACUCCCAAGAGGUCACACUCGUUGAAACAAUCUCGAGUGGGUGAAGGAUCAGAUCCUGCUCGUGUGCCCGCGCCCCAAAGAAGUGACCCUAGAGCCGCCUUAUCCAUGCUGAAGCGGAGCCUUCUCACUCGUCAUAAUUCACCCACCCCAGCAUCCGCCAGCUCUUCGAGGUCGGGCUCCCCGGUGAGUGCGUCGAAAGCAUAUGUCGAUAGAUCGGCACGUCGCAGGGCACUCCAGUCAGCUUCGCAGCACGACGCACCAGGCGUCCCUUCGAUAAAUGUUGCUCUACCAGCGCUCACGAACAGAGCUCAAUACCCAACUGGCAGCGUGUCGGAACCUAUAUCGCCGCGCGCUCUAACGCCGGACAUACCAGUUUCUCAACCUCCGGCUCCCUUGCCUAACACGAAUGUGGGUUAUCGAUUGUUGAUGGGACAAGGCUGGGAACCAGGAACUGCUCUCGGUACGCACGAUAAUACCUCGGCUUUGGAAGGCCGGACCGCGCUAGUAGAGCCAUUGGAGCUGGCCUCUAGCACGAAUCGUGCUGGGCUCGGAAUGCCCUCCAACGAUCAGAAGUCAGGUGAACGUCCCAACAUUGCUCCGAAUAGAGAACGAGACAAGUUUCGACGAUGGCAAGAAGAUCGGUUUCGCACCUCUGGCCGACAGUGA